Durio zibethinus is the source of this 4051-nucleotide messenger RNA. NCBI's taxonomy places the organism in Eukaryota, Viridiplantae, Streptophyta, Magnoliopsida, Malvales, Malvaceae. The record is from RefSeq and is a predicted model, not a curated record.
UCAGCCGUAUAUCCAUAAGUUCCUUCAAACUUGUCAUCUUCAAGUUCUGGUUUAAUAUCAUACCAGCUGAUCUAAAUCAGUUGGCAUAUAAAACGUUAAAUAUAUUCUGUAAAAGAAAAGUAAAACUAAUUCUCUAAGAACCAAUCUCUGUUUCCCUUGCCACAAACAUAUUUUCUGCUCUUUUUCUCAAGAAAAAGACUCAAACCCUUACCCAACAUUUCGUUUUUCCAUCUGAUUUUCUGCCUCUGUAAAUAGCAAGAAGACAAUAGCAAACAUCCAUGGCUGCAGGCAACAAGUUUGCAACAUUUUUGCAUAAAAACACCAGCAAAAUCACUGUUAUUCUAGUCUAUGCAGUUCUGGAAUGGAUCCUUAUCAUUCUCCUUCUGCUCAACUCUUUGUUCACUUACCUGAUUACAAAGUUUGCCAACUAUUUUGGCCUUAAACCACCUUGUCCCUGGUGUUCUAGAGUUGAUCAUGCCUUGGAGCAUGGCAAAAACUCGAACUCUUAUAGGGAUCUUGUUUGUGAUAAGCAUGCUACUGAGAUUUCCAAAUUGAGUUACUGCUCAAGUCAUCGAAAGCUAGCAGAAUCACAUCUCAUGUGUGAGGAAUGCUUGGCUUCUAGACCAACUCCUAGUGAUAAUAAAUCCAUUGGAAUGACAAGGAGAAUUGCUUUCAUUUCAUGGGUGACUGCUGAUCACAAGCUUGACAAUGGUGAAAAGGUUAGCCCUUGUUGUUCUUGCUGCAAGGGGAGCUUUGGCAGCAAACUUCAUCCUCCGUAUUUCUUGUUCAAGCCUACUUGGGGUACUUUGGAUUAUGCACACAAAGGAAGUUUGAUCAUAGAAGCAGUAGAAGAUGAUGCGAGUGAAAGUGAUCGGUGCAAAGAACCAAGCACACCUGACAGCCAAGCAAAUGACGAAGGUGAGGAUAUGAUUGAGAUCAAACUGAACAAUGAGGAAGAUCACAACGAAAGUGAUGAAGAGGCUAUAGCUGAACCUCAGAUUCUUUCUGAUGUUGAAAGUUUUCGAUUUGGUGAAGCAGCUGGAGAGGAGUGCUCAAGGUCUGUGUCAAACUCGCAAGAUACAUACCACGAAAAAGAUGUACAUGAAGAUGAUAAAUCAAGCAGCAUGAACAUCACAGAGAAGCAUUUUAGUGUUACAAGUGAUAUCGUUAAGCCUUGUUUUGCAGAAGAUCAUCAGCUAGCGUUCAUCAACCUGCACCCUCAGAAAUGUGUUUCUGAUCGUUUAUUUCCUGUUGAAUUAAUUGAUUUAUCAACAUCUGCAAGCCACUGCUCAGAAAAGCAAGAUCUGGGGAAGCAAGAUAAUGAAAAUGAAACUAGUGAUUCUCCUAUUGAAGAGACACCAUUACAUGCUAUAGAUGCGAGCGCAGAGAAUACUAGUCCGAAAGAAGUUGAAAGCCUGGAGCUAGGUGCUGGUAACAUUAAGAAUAUAUCCAUCCUACAUGCUGACAAAGGAAGAAAAGAUUUGGUCGAUGAGGCACGUGAACAUGAAAUUACCACGCAUGGAGCUAUGGAUGGCAAUUACACAGAAGCUUCAGCUACAAAAGAGCCCAAUGAUCCUCCAGCUCAUCAACAAGACAAGAAUGAUCUUAGUCUGUUGGUUGAGCAACCACAACCCGAGACAUUUUUAAGCACUCAAGACUCAGAUCUGCCUCAAGUUCAAGAGUCAGUUCCUUUAUUGCAAUGCUUACAAGAAGAUGGUUUUUCCACAUUUAAGAAUAAAGCUAAAGAGGUUGACGCUUCUGAAUCAUACAAUGCUGAGAAUGUCGGUGCAAAUCAAAGGGAGAAGAGCACAAUGGAGAAUAAAAUGAUUUCAAAUGAUGAGAAUCAAGACGGAAUAAACACUUCUUUAUCUGUACAUCUGGAUCGUAAUGAAGCAGAGGAGGAAAAGUUUCCUGACACUCCAACUUCACUUGAAGGUAUGCAUUACUUGCAUAAGAAACUGCUACUCUUUGAGAAAAGAGAAUUGGGCACGGAGGAGUCUUUAGAUGGGAGUGUAGUAAGUGAGAUGGAAAGUGGUGAUCCAAUUCUAACCAUUGAAAGGCUGAAAACAUCCCUAAAAGCUGAAAGAAAGGCAUUGAGUGCUUUAUAUGCAGAACUUGAGGAAGAGAGGAGUGCUUCUGCAAUUGCUGCUAAUCAGACAAUGGCUAUGAUUACCAGGCUUCAAGAGGAGAAGGCUGCAAUGCAGAUGGAAGCAUUGCAAUACCAAAGGAUGAUGGAAGAACAAUCUGAAUAUGAUCAGGAGGCCCUACAACUUUUGAACGAGCUCAUGAUCAAAAGAGAGAAGGAGAAGGAAGAACUUGAGAAAGAAUUGGAAGUUUAUCGCAAGAAGGUUUUUGAUUAUGAGGCAAAAGAAAAGAUGAGAAAAAUGAGGAGAAGCAAAGAUGGAAGUGUGCAAAGUAGGAAAUCUUCUGCUGCUGGCAGCUAUGUGGAGGACAGUGAUGAGCUAUCUAUAGACCUAAAUCGUGAACCGAAGGAUGAAGAUAGCAGCUUUUCUGGCCACCUGGAGAGCAGUGAUAAUACUCCUGCUGAUGCAGUUCUUAAUUUGGAUGAAAUGGCACUAGAUUGUGUAAACCAUAUAAGUGCCCUUGAUGAAUCAUUGACAGAAUUUGAGGACGAAAGACUGUCCAUCCUAGAUCAGCUUAAGGCAUUGGAAGAAAAGUUACUAACUAUGGGGGAUGAUCAAUUCAUGGAGGAUUUGAAAUCAAUUCAGAAUUCCUUCAAUGGUUUUGAUGAGAAUAAUGAUCUGAGCAGUAAAGAAGAUGGAUUUUCAAAAGAUAGAAGUUAUCCAGAGGACAAAACCAUGGCUUCCAUGGCAAAGAGUCUCCUCCCUUUCCUGGAUGCAGCAGAUAAUGAAACAGAAGAAGGAUUGAUAUACAAAAAACAAGGAGAAUGUGAACCAGAUGAAAUGCAGAAAUAUCCAUGUCCAAAUUUUGACUUGGAUAGUAAGAAACUUGCAAUUGAAGAAGAGGUGGAUCAUGUUUAUGAGAGGCUACAAGCUCUUGAAGAAGACAGGGAAUUUCUAAAGAACUGCAUGGGCUCCAUAAAGAAAGGAGACAAAGGAAUGGACCUUCUCCAAGAAAUCUUGCAACAUCUCCGAGAUCUAAGGGCGGUGGAACUCCGAACAAGGAACAUGAGUGCUGAUCCACAAGGAUGAUUUUAGGCUUGCCAUAUAUAAAAGGAAUCACCUGUGCAGGAUGUAUUUCCAAGCUUCAGCAGGACUACUCUCUAGAUUAAAGUGGUCUGAAACUUCAUUUCACAUUGAACAUUUUGGACCGGAAGCUCCUGGAAUCCAAUUUUUUCCCUGAAAAGAUGGGAAUAUCUCCAGAUGGAUGGGGAGAUUCCCAAUCUGGUUUUCUUGAAUUGCUGAGUGGUAGGCAGACUUAAAAACUAAAGUCUGCACCCCCCCCCCCCUCCCAAGUUUUCUUUUGGGUUUUCAAAAAUGAAGCAAAGCCCCAAAUUUUGCAGGAUCUCCUCCUUUGCUGCCUUAUUACAAGAAAAGUCGAAAAGAAAGGAGAGCAUACUGUCUACCUGGUUUGAUCAUGUAGGUAAGAUAGUUGAGAACCUAGUAAUUUGUUUUUCUUUUUCUUUUUUUCCCCAACACUAGUUUUCCUUUACUCUUUUCUCCAUAAGGUUUGGAGGAAGGAUUCGAAAGGAGAGGAAUGGAGGCUUUAGCCUUUUCUCUCCUCUGUUUGCAUCAGGUAAUGUUACAGAUGUUAUGAACUUUAUGGAAUUCAAACUUGAUCCAUAUGCUGUUAAUUUCUAUAGUUCUAUGAGGAGCUGUCAUUGAUGUUUUUCUGUCCUCAGUUAAAUUUAAAAAAAAAAGGUCAUGUCUAUGUCCUCUCAGUUUAAAUAGCAGGAAUUACAUAUGAAUUACUUGUAAAUUGAACAGAGAUUAUCAACAAGCUGUAUCAGACUCUAACUACAGAACACUGGAUAAAACUCAAGCCGGAAGAGGAAAGCAUACCAAAAUAUAGGAAAAGAAUUGUGCAAAAGAUAUAAAUUUUUUUUUUGUUGCAUUCUUUUAGAAACAUU